UAAAUUUAAUUUAUAAUAUAUUUGUGCUUCAAAGACAUGUGGAGUAUAUUGAAAAUAUUCACCAACCUAAUUUUGUUAGUGAGACUCUUGACAAUGGUGGCUCAGGUUGACGGCAGCUAUGUGGCUAUACGAACCAAAGUGGAGCCAUAUGUGUCAACAGGAAUUAUAAGAUUUAAUUUAAAUUUGCCAUAUGAGUCAAAGCCCACCAGGAUGUUGGUUCAAGUGACUAAGCCCAGAAGGAGUGAGCCUAUUGACUUUGAAGUUGUGGGUACGAAAAACCCACAAACAAUAACUUUUCAAAAUACUCAACCGCAAAUUUUUUUUAUCAAUGAUGUGCUAGAAGUCACCUUAGACAAUGUGUACGGAUCAAAUAGAAUAAAAUUUAAUUAUACUAUACAAAAUAAGCCCAGCACAUUCUUGUAUAUAAAGAAAUUGGAUUUAUAUUCUUUAAAACCGAUGCAAUCAAAUACCGAUGUUGAAGUCGACUUUAUUGUAGAUCAUGUUCCGUUAUUAAGUAAUAAUAGUAAUGAACUGAAUCAGAAUAUUUCUAAAUCUGCUGACCAAGUUUUCAAUGGUAAGCACCAAAAAUUUCUAAGAACUGCGCUGGACAUUGCACUGACGGACGGUCAUUUCAAUAACAAAUUGUUACUUAGUAAGAUUUCGGAAGAAAAAGUAUUGGUAGAUGCCAAACAAAGCGCAAUCGAUAUCGUACGUAAAGUGAUCAGACAGGAUCUAAAGAUACCGACUUUGGAAUAUCAAAUUUUGAAUGUUGCUGUUAUAGAUGAAGGCAUUGUUUUCGAAAUGGCUUCAGCUAAAGAUUCAUUAGAAAUUUUGACUCAGUUUCAGUUGCUGGGCAGCAACACUUUCAAUAUUUCGAGAACUGAUUAUGAUUUUUAUGCACCAAGACUAGAUGUACGAAGUAAUAGAUAAAGCAAUUUGCUCCAAUUACCCACAAAUUUGUGGGUAAAAUAUAUUUUAAACAUUUACUUAUUUAUUCCAUGAACGUCAAAUAGUCAUUCAAUAAAUGCUUUCUCAAUAUAUUCUCUAUUGGAACAAAUUAAUUUGUUGAUGUGCAUUGCUACAUCUCUAUGCCAGAGUACGUUGCAGGUUGCAUACGUCGUUGCCGAGAUUUUUCCAACGCACCCGCAAACCGACAGAACCCACAGAACGCUGUGCUUAUAUUUACAUUUGAAAUUAAAUUUUCGGAUGCAUUCGUUUCAAGUACAAUUUCCAAGCAGAAGAUAAACAAGCGAAAACCAAACGCAAACAGCACUCCAAUCAAACCGUCAACAACGAAACCAAACAUCAAAUACGCCUAAAUCCAAAAAAAAUUUAUAAAGCAAAAUUAAAUAUCUCAGUACUUCAGUAUUUUUAUAACUAAACAAAAAAAGAGAUGAAAAGAAGUCCUCAGAAGGCAAGUCAAACAAACAAAUAAGGAAGUAAGUUGAUUUCUUGAGUUCUGCAAUGUUUGCGCUUGAUUUUCCUUAAUUUUUGAUCUGCUUUGAUCUACUCCAACCUCUCCACUGUUUCAGCAUUAGCUACAGCUUCGCCAACAUCAGCUUCAUCUUCACCAGCAUCAACUUCGACUUCGCCACCAUCAGCUUCAGCUUCAGCAUCAACCUCAGUUUCAUCUUCGCCAGCAGCGGUAUCGACGCUAAGCAAAUGCAAGCAACUGCCGCAGCCACAAAAAUGGCAGCAACCAAAAUUCCAAAUCCUUGAGGAAAAUUUGUUAAAUAAAAAUAAAAAUAAAAAUAAAAAUAAAAAUACGAAAGUGAUGAAGAAGCAAGACGCCCGAGGCGUGUUAAUUUCUACUUAAUUUAGUGGCCCGAAAUGAAAAGAAAAAGAUACAAAAAAAUUUCAACUUUUUUUGCGUUGAAGUAAGUCAGGCAGGCAAGCCUGCAGAUGGAUGAGGUUUCAUCAUCGAUGCCAGAUGCAAAUGAGAUGGUCACUAUACAAGAGUAGGGUAAAUGACAAAAUAGGUUUAUAAAAUAAUUCAAAACAUAUACUAUCUUCCGUCUUAGCAUAUAAACUUUAAUAAUUAUUUGUUUUUGAUUGCAAUUUGCAUAGAAAUUGACUUCUAAAACGAAUAGUGACUUGUCACUAUUUUCAUUAUUAGAACGGAAAAAAAAUAACUGCCCCAUCACCACUCUAUAAACUAAUCUAAGAAAAAUCGAAAAGAACCAUCACAAACUCUGAUGAAUACUUAUAUCAUAGUUGCUGCAGUGCAAUGUAAAAUCUAUUUAAAAGUCUGUAUCCGGAACUACAAAAACGCAGGACAGCUCGAAUCCGCAUCUAUAAAUUCAUUAUUGCACCUUGCCCUAAAUUGUAAGGCACGUUUCUUCAAAAUCAAACUUUUUAGUUUUUUAUCUUAUGAUUUUACAGUUCUUAGAUGAUACUCAUACGUCUCCCAACAGAGCGAUACGAAUGAUAAUUUUGUAAAAUAAAAUAUUAUUUAGUUUAUGUAAGGAACAAAUAUAUUUCGUUACAAUUAAGAUACUUAAAAACUUCAAAGAACUUGGAGAUAUAUACAGUUUUCUACACAGAUUCAAAGCAUAAAAUUCAAUCUUUUCAAUAAAUUGUAAUAUCGAGCCUACUUUACCGAGUCUUAUUACUUUAGCUGAUAUAACUACAGAUAGUUCUACUAUAUCUUUACUAUAGAUAUUACAAUAUAGCAACUUAUCUUAGUGCUCAUUUGUCAGAACUUUAUCUGAUAUUACACGUAGCUAGUCACCUUUCUAAAAAUUAAUAUGUCAGUGCAAGACAUGCUAAGAGUUCACAUUUCGCGGUCUCAUCCAAUUCCUCGUAAAACUUACUUAUAGAUAUAUUGCCAAUGUAGUACAAGAUAAUAUAAAAUUAAUAUUAUCAUGUUUUAUUAAAAAAAUAUUGUGUUUAUAAAAAACCCUGCGUUAUUUAGUUAUUGAUUUAUUGUGGUGAUAGAUAAUAUUAAUGAAUCAGAUUUCCGUUUAGUAGUAGUAGUAGACCAGAUGAGGUGCUUCACGUAAUCUCUCUCUCCGACCAUAUCGGGAUAUGAUAUACACUUUUGUUAAGUUAAUUUUUUUUCUAAAAUUUUUAAUAAAAAAGAGACUCAACAAUAUGAAGGCUGU
Messenger RNA from Teleopsis dalmanni, 3104 nucleotides. RefSeq lists its product as uncharacterized. NCBI's taxonomy places the organism in Eukaryota, Metazoa, Arthropoda, Insecta, Diptera, Diopsidae. The record is from RefSeq and is a predicted model, not a curated record. The transcript has 2 exons. Bases 37 to 930 code for a protein of 297 amino acids.